AAUAUUUAUUAAUAGUGAUUUUAUUUACUCUUUUAAUUCUUCGAUUUGUUGGGUUCUUAUUAUUUGUAAAGUUUACAUACAAAUUAAUUAAAUACGCAUAUCGAUGGAUCGUAGGAUUAUAUAAACCUGAAUCAUUUCAUUCGAAUGAGCUUGCUCAUAGUGAGAUACGAUCAUAUUUAUUUUUCGAAUACUUACUUUUUCUUUUAUAAUUUUAAAUCGUUGUCGUUUGGAUCUAGAUGCACAAACAAGAAGUCCUAGUACUAGUAAGAAUUACAUUUAGAUUCAGAAGAGGAAAAAUUUAAUCGUUUGAUAUUUUCAAUUUACUUUUGUAGAUGAAAUCGAUCAAGGUUCUGCACUCACAACAACUGCUAUGACUAAUAACUAUACACAACCUGCAAUUGAAAACACACAACCACAUGGUCAAGUAGUCACGAGUGAUACGAACAUUAAUCAAGGUGAACAUGUGCAUGAGCGUGAAGAUGCAGGAUUAAAGGCUAACGGAAAGCAUGCUAUCACUGCACCAAAUAUGGAAAAUGGUAAAUAG
Rotaria sp. Silwood2 is the source of this 544-nucleotide messenger RNA. Lineage: Eukaryota; Metazoa; Rotifera; Eurotatoria; Philodinida; Philodinidae. The record is from the annotation of a GenBank genome assembly.